This is a messenger RNA of Tuber aestivum (summer truffle), 831 nucleotides long. Lineage: Eukaryota; Fungi; Ascomycota; Pezizomycetes; Pezizales; Tuberaceae. The record is from the annotation of a GenBank genome assembly.
GGGGAUUCCGUCGUCGGUCCCCUUGAAAAUUCACAAAAGAUCAUGGAUGUUGGAACUGGAACUGGUAUUUGGUCAAUUUAUAUCGCAGAGUGAGAAAUAGAUGAACCGGGUGGAAAGGGGAUCGGGUUUUCUAGGUCUUGGCGGUCGAUUCCCCGCUGAGGUGAUUCUCCGAAUAGUCCUGAGCCAUAUUCAGCUGAACUGGUACAUUUUUAUUUCUUCCUCUGCGGUACAAACCGGUGAUUAUUUUUCAUAUGGUCCCUCCCAAUUGCAAGUUUCAAGUUGACGAUGCGGAAAGUGAUUGGUGAUUUUGCAGCCAAAUGCCAAGAGGUACAUUUUAGCACCCAGAACUCAUUCGAUCUCGUCUAGUAGGGGUGUUUGAGUACCUCGAUCAAAAAUUGGCCGAGGCACAUCGAACAAUUAUACUAGUAUCGACUAAAUCCCACUCCCCAUCCCACCUACGUUGAUGAAGUUACGAUGGUUCUCUGAGGCCCAGGGGGACGAUCUAAGUGCUCGAGUGUGAUUUCAUCCUUUGUUUUGAAGACAACUCUCUUACCCCAGACAGCUACCUUCUACACUGGUUUGAUAUAUACAAAAUUGCGACGGGGAAGAUCAACCUUCCGGCCAUCCCGCACAAACUCUCAGAAAUACUCGAGCAGGCUGGCUUCACAGAGGUUACGCCAGACAAUUUAUGGUCUCCCCUGUGUGCCUUGGGCCAAAGAUGGAAAGUUGAAGAAGAUAGGGGCGCCUAUAUUGGCUAACACAGAAACCUCUUUAAAGGCUUAUGGGCUGGCUUUCAUGACCAGGGUUCUUCCGGAAAAGGCCAAGGGGAUG